UUUGGGCGGGUUUUGGGGGCGCUGCCGUUGAGACCGCUGAGACCCCCCCGACCUGCCUGCAAAAAUCGAUCCGCAAAAGGGAGUAGUGCAGCAGAGAGUUCUUUCCGUGAUGUCCUCGCUGCUGGAAAUGAAAAUGUGCCGCUUUUACCACUCGUGUGUGUUACACUAGUCAAAAAGUGUCGGCCCUGUGGACUAACCUGUGACUUCGCCAGACUAUCAACAUGACCAAGGACAGGCUCGCCGCCCUAAAAGCGGCACAAGGUGAAGACGACGUUUCUGUCACAGUAGAAGAUGGGGCAAACUUCAUGGAAGAAUUCUUUGCGGAGGUGGAGGAGAUUCGGGAGAACAUCGACAAAAUACAAGCAAAUGUCGAAGAAGUCAAGAAAAAACACAGUGCCAUUUUAUCGGCUCCACAGACUGAUGAGAAAGUCAAGCAUGAGCUGGAGGACCUUAUGGCCGACAUCAAGAAGACUGCCAACAAAGUUCGGGCCAAGUUAAAGGUCAUGGAACAGAACAUCGAACAGUUGGAACAGACGCAGAUGAUGUCCGCAGACUUCAGGAUACGCAAGACACAACACUCAAUGCUGUCUCAGAAGUUUGUGGAAGUGAUGACAGACUACAACAAAACCCAAACAGAUUACAGGGAGCGGUGCAAGGCCCGCAUUCAGCGGCAACUAGAAAUCACUGGGCGUAUGACAACCAACGAAGAACUUGAAGAGAUGUUGGAGAGUGGGAACCCUGCCAUCUUUACACAAGGAAUCAUCAUGGAGACCCAGCAGGCAAAGCAGACCCUGGCAGACAUCGAGGCCCGUCAUGCAGACAUCAUCAAGCUGGAGACGAGCAUUCGAGAGCUACACGACAUGUUCAUGGACAUGGCCAUGCUCGUAGAGAGCCAGGGAGAGAUGAUUGACAGGAUUGAAUACCACGUAGAGCACGCACGGGACUACAUCGAGACUGCCAAGCAGGAUACCAAAAAAGCACUCGUCUACCAAAGCAAGGCCCGAAGGAAGUGCAUCAUUAUAAUCUCCAUCGUGGCUGUGAUACUCAUCAUUAUAAUCAUAAUCCUCGCCGUGCAAUUGUCGUGAGGAACCAGAACAACCUGGACAACAAACGGGAGGAGGCUACGCAGUGUUCGAGAGUGGGCACGCAGAUGCUGACAGUGCGAAAAACAUUCAUUGUCCCUCGGCUCUCCCUCCUUCCUCUCCUGGGCACAGCAUAUUCAUCAUGCCCAGCGACAAUCGUGCGUGCCACCUCAAGCGUUUGGCUACCCGUGCUAAUUGCUGAAUGAUAUUUUUUUUCUUUAGUUACGCUAUGUUCUUUUGUUGUUGUUUUUUCGUUUGACCAAGCUCAGAUGUAUAAGCAGUUGCCUUCCUUUUCUUCAUUGGUCUGCCGCAGAAUUCAGCUAUCUCUGUAUUAUUCGCGGGCAGGCCCCGACUAUUGUCCAAAGUACGUGUAACGCUUUAGCGUAAUGCUCCUCCGCUAUUGUCUGUAACGAGGAUGUGCUUACGAAACGUGCAUAUGCUCUGGUGCUUUUCUUCAACAACAAGCGAUUCCUUCUCACAGAAACUGAGCAGGGCAAUCACUUCAGAGUGUUAUGCAAGCAUCACAACUGCCCUGGCCAAGGAACAGUGCUCUGAAUUCGCUUGCUGAAGUUUGGCGAACUGUUUGGUUGAGGAAGGUUCGAUGAUACAUGGAUUGGCACUUUGUAGGCACAUCGGAGGGAUGAUGCGAGAAUAGGAAGGGUAUGAAUGUGAACAGCACUUUGUGACACAGAGCCUAAAUCAAAAACAAGGAAGGUCGGCCUUUUUUUGUUUCUUGUGCCAAAAUGAACCGUUUAAUGUGUCCCGUCGGCUGAUUUAACCCACCGCUAAGAAAAAUUGCAUUGGGCAGAAAUGAUUCAUUGAGACUAAACUUACGCUCUGGCUUUGAUUCAUGCUGAAUGGCAGAGUACCCAGUGGAUCAUGUGUGUAAUCAUAUAGAGUGAGCACAUAUGUAUGUGUAUGCAUAUGGCGUCCUUUUUCAAUUGUUCGAGAAGUGAUGUUUGAGAGGUGACAAAAGAAGAGAUGCGGGACACAAAGGUGUGGUGCAUGGGGCCUUUUUAUACUUGGGGUCUCUUUUUGGAAGCAUGAAACAUGUGAAUAGAGUGUGUUAUGGAAAAAUUCUCUCAUUUUUCUGCUGCAUUAGCUUAUCACAUAUUUGGUAAAUACAUUAUAUCGAGGUAUCAGUUUAGCUUCAGCUCUCUCAUUGUGUCAUUUUUAGGAGUCUUGUAUGUGUACACAUAGGCAUAGGAAGGGGGGCGCCAGCUUGUCACAGCGCCCCUCUUCUCUGUUAAGUCGCUGUAUGGGGCAGACUUUGAACCCCUCUCCCCCAUUCCCUUCAUAGGUGACUUGGGGGAGGGGAGGGCAACCGCUCCCUUAGCUGCCCCCCUUCGUGCACACGCCUGUGAGUGUACAGAGUGGGCUUCACAACUGUAUACCUGAUUGAAGUCUAUAUAAACCAUCGUUGACUGAAAUACAACCUUCAGUUGGCUGUAUGCAGCUUGUGUGAACACCCGCGGCCACGUCUGUGUAGAGCGCGCGAGAAGCCGGUUUUUGCUCUGUGGGUCAAAACCUUGAGGGUGUUUCGGGCUCUGAAGUAGUGUAACAGGAGAAUGUGAGGCCUAGUUGUCAGGCUGAGCAUGCCACAGCCCGAUACUGCCUCAAGGUUUCAAGCCGCAGAACGAAAACAGGCUGCUCGCGUGCUGCCACUGUACAUAAGUUCCAGUGUAUGUAAAUUCACUAGUGAGUUAACCGCAGUGCAGCAAACUUGACUGAAAUAAAAGGUAGCUAUAAUGAGUUAUAGCGAGCAGAGGAACAAAAGAGCAAUAUUUCGACACGAAAAAGACAUUCCCGAAUAAUCAAAAAAGCAAUUGCAAUGUAUACACAUAGGCUUUGUAGUUGCAUUUGCCAGUUUCAACAAGAAUCAGAUCAGGGUUCUUCGAUCAAAGUCGUUUAAACAAAAGUGGACAGGCACUUCGCCAUUCAGUUGGUAAAUACACUGCUAUGGUUGGGUACAACUUCAGAAAUUGAGGGCAUUUUCAGCGUGAUUGCAUAUGCCCUCAAACUUGCAUCAGUGAGAGUGCACUGAUGUCGUAAGCCGAACAGUUGGCGACUCCCACUGUUGGAGAACAUUACCGAGUACAUGAGCGAGACUGUCUUCAGACGUGGAAGCGUCGAAGCAAUCAACUGACACACUUUGGUAAUCUGGACAAGGCCUGUCUCGGCUUUUUAGGUUGUGUACUACUAUUAGUACCCUUUUGUCAUCACAGUACGGCUAGGGAAAAGCAGCAUGUCAAUCAAGAAUGACAGGCAAAUUCUGUGUAGUCUGUCUUCACUGAACCUUUGAUGUAGUUGAGCUACUGAAAUUUGGCUGUAGCACCACAUUUAUCAGUAGACAACACUAGUUUUUCAAUCUUUGCAUAUAUGGCUUACUGGCAAAGCAAGCCUGACACAUUUGCUGGCAAAUAUAACAUUGUGUAUGCUUUAUGUUCCUAUUUAUGCACGGCGUUUAGCACAACAUCUAGCACGCAUACAAAAUAAAUCGGUCCCUUAUUGUUUCGGUAGGCUUGGCUUAAAGCUUUACGAGGCGCAGUCACUUACUAGUCGCAAUACAAGGUUCACAAACUGCCGUGCUUUUUGUCUUUGUGUUUUCUUUUGUUUUUUAUGUGACUGCAGUUUUCUGCCAUUAUCUUGAUGCAUGAGGUCAAGUGCUUUGGUCAAGUGCUUUGUGAACAGGUUUUUGUUUUUGAAUGGUUGACACUUAUUAUGGAGCCAGCAUUAUAAUUUUCUCUUUAUCCCUGUGUCUCUCAUAUUUUCGGUGUUUCACCUCUAGCAUAACUUUUCAGAUUUCUGACUUGUUUAUUUUUAUCAUUUUUUUUUUGCGUGCUUGUUCGUCAAGAACUCCAACAUGAGGGACUGUGCUCCCUGUAUAGUAAAGCGCUGCUUUCAUUUGUGCUUUCUUCAGAGUCGUAUUUUAAGAAGAGUGUAUAGUGUGGCUAAAGUACGGGUGCUCAUAGUUACGGUGCUUGCACGUCCUGUGGACACACUCACACAUACAAACAAAAAUUUUUUGGUGAUCUUUGGCACUGCCAUUAUGAACAAAUCUUUUUUAGUGUAGCUAUAUAGUUGGAGUCUACACCAAAGCGUGUCGUUCUCAAUCCAUUUGUUAUUUAGUGCACACUCCUUUGUGUUGGCAGUAUGCUCGUGCUUUCAGUGUUGUCGCUUCUUUUCACAAGUUACCCACACGGUGCAGGUUAUCUUCGAUGUUUUUCUAUCAUUUUGGUUGUUUUUUUUUGCUGUUUGACAACUAUCUUUCUAAAAUAUCUCGACCUUUUUGCAUAACAUGGUCUGGAUUUCUUGGCAUGCUGGGCAUUAUGCAUGAUGUGAGACUGCUAACUACUGCAUGACUGCCGAGUGCUGCAGUUAAGUGGUUCGAGGUGCACAGUUAUUUCUGAUAUUGCUGCAUAAGAGGGACAUCAUUGAGCUCCUUCAAUGAUGUUUUAGCAAUUCACUGCUCGUGCAUUGACUGUUCAGCUUUUCAACAGAGUUCUUGGGCACACGUCAUUAACAGGGACACCCGUGUAACAAUGAAAGGAAACUUUGCGCGUCGAUGCACGAUAUGACCAUGGUCGUCAGCCUCUCAAUCAGUCUGAACGCUUUCAGAGCUUGUUGGCCUUCCUUGCUUGGAGUUCAGCAGUCCAGUAACAUGUGCAUGAGCUUAGCCAUCUCGGUUGUGUUAGAUUCAGACAAGAAGGCGAUAUGUGCUUGCCAGACCCCGUGCAUGGUUUAGUGACAUGAACUAAGCGUUGGAGACUCAGAUUCUACAGCACCUGACAACUUGUCUAAAAACCUGCAAUUCCUUAGGAAUGCAGGGUAGUUGAAGCUUGUGUAGUCAAUGCGCCUUUGUGUGAAAAAUGCACGUUUGGUUAUGACAGGGGGAAAAUAAUUGCUUGAUGUACCUGCUUGUUGGUAAUUCUAGGUGUUAUCCCAGUUGUAUUGUCUCUGCCAUUAGUGAAAACAUAAAUCUAGAUACACUGUAGUUUUGUGUCAGUGGCACAAGCCUUUCUUUGGUGGAAGUACUAGUUAUAUGAUACAUGGCUUGGCUGCUGCUUGGCUAGCAAUGGGAAAAUUGCUGCUGUACUCAGAUUUGUGACCAAUCGAUGUGAAUUUGUGACUUUGCUUACCCGUUUUCUUUUAAGAAAAAACUGUCGUGUAAUUUUUGAAACUUUUAGUCUGUGUUGAUUGCCGUGUCUGUUCCUUUUUUUUAGGUUUUUUUUUCUCAUUUCUUUUUUGUGUCCAUAACUCGUCUAGGCUGUCGGUAAUAGCUAUUCUGUGUGCCAGAAGAAAAAUGUAUGUGCAUAUAUAUAAAUACAGUAUAUAUACAUUUUA
Rhipicephalus microplus (southern cattle tick) is the source of this 5426-nucleotide messenger RNA. Its product is annotated as syntaxin. The record is from RefSeq and is a predicted model, not a curated record. Gene Ontology annotation, biological process: intracellular protein transport; vesicle fusion; exocytosis. Gene Ontology annotation, molecular function: SNAP receptor activity; SNARE binding. Gene Ontology annotation, cellular component: endomembrane system; SNARE complex; plasma membrane. Lineage: Eukaryota; Metazoa; Arthropoda; Arachnida; Ixodida; Ixodidae.